AUGUCGGAUUUUCUGGCUACGCCGCCUGGACUCGGUCCCGUCAAGGCAGGGCUUGAUAUGAACCAGCCUGGACCUGCAAGUACGCUUCCCGUCGUUGAGACUUACUGGGGCGACAAUCUCGUUGAGUGUGUCAAGAACGGGACACUCUCUGAGUCGGAUCUCGAUGGAAUGGUGUGCCGCAUCUUGACGCCUUACUUCUAUCUUGGCCAGAAUAAAGACAACCCGUCUGUGGACCCAUCGUCUCAGCCUCUCUUCUACAACGGCUUCGGGUAUACUUAUCCGGGCCCUUGUCCAGUUGGCCGCGAUGUCCGCGGCAACCAUUCAGGGCUCAUCCGUGAUAUCGCCGCUGCCGGAACAGUCUUGCUCGAGAAUCAAGGCUCCAUCAUUCCUCUUAACAAGUCCCUCACCAACAUCGGUCUCUUUGGAAACGAUGCUGCUGAUCCCUCCAUUGGGACCCUCUUCAGCAACCACGAUGGUAUCGACAGUGGUACUCUUAUCUCCGGUGGCGGUUCAGGAAGCGGCCGACCGAGCUACGUUAUCAGUCCCUUGGACGCCUUCAAGUCUUACGUGAAAGACAACGGCAAGCGGCUCCAGUACGUCACCAACAAUACUGCCAUUCUCAGCAUUAUGCCUGGUCUGUACCCCUGGCCAGAUGUCUGCAUAGUUUUCCUCAAGUCCUUCGCCACCGAGGGUUUUGAUCGCAAGACUCUUGUGGUAGAUGACAACUCAAUCCAAGUCGUCAAUAGUAUUUCAUCACGCUGCCCUCGCGGCACCGUGGUAGUCACUCACUGUGGAGGGCCGGAGGUGAUGCCGUGGACGAUGAACCCUAAUGAAUUAGGGAAAUUCCAUCUUGGACGUCUUGACCGGAAACGUCAAUCCCUCUGGCAAGCUCCCAUUAACCAUUGCCAAGAAAGAGGAGGACUACACGGAAAGAUCACCAACAUCACUGGCUCCGCAGCUGAAGACUCUUCGAAUUGGCGAAGUGACUUUAGUCAGGGCCCAUUCAAUGACUAUAGACACUUCGACAACAAAGGCCUGGAGGCUCUCUAUGAGUUUGGCUACGGUCUCAGCUACACCACUUUUGGACUAUCCUCCAACCUCGUCGUCUCCUCAGCGAACAAGAUCUCCGCCCGCGCAUCACUCUCCAAAGCUACACUCGAACUCGGUAGCCCUCAUCUCUGGGAAACAGUCGCCAAGUGCCACGCCGAGGUAUCCAACACUUGCCGGGUUGCAGGCGCCACAGUCAUUCAGCUAUAUGCAUCUUUGCCCAAGAACAAUAUACCAGCCAAUAGCCCAGUACGGAUACUACUUGGGUUCAAGAAAGUGUCAUUCGCCCAAGGCGUUGGGAUCUGA
Molecule: messenger RNA, 1353 nt
Organism: Fusarium verticillioides 7600
Lineage: Eukaryota; Fungi; Ascomycota; Sordariomycetes; Hypocreales; Nectriaceae
Exons: 2
Coding region: 1-1353 (450 amino acids)
Biological process (GO): glucan catabolic process
Molecular function (GO): beta-glucosidase activity
Source: RefSeq, a predicted model, not a curated record